AUCCACAUUUUGUGUCUGAUACAUGCUUUUAAGGGGGCUCGUAGCCCUUUCGAGAGGUCUACUUUCAUAGGCUCCCUGGCAUCCUGUUUUGUGCCUGUUUCUCACGUGUACUAUCGUUGUUACAUGCUGAGCUAGUGGGUGUAGUAAGAGGAAGCUUGUGUUGUUAAAUAUAGACUUAUGUUGGUAGUGUGCAGUUAAAUGCUGUGAAACACACACACAUAUACGUGUGUGUGUGUGUAUGUAUAUAUGUAUGUAUGUGUAUGUGUAUGUAUAUAUAUAUAUAUAUAAAGGGUCACUACUGCUCGCUGUCAUGGUUUCUUAAAGUGGUUAUGUGUAGCUGAGCUUUGCUUACUAGUAAACUUUUUGCUGUUUCAGUAAGCCAGUGCUGCCCAGUAGUGUAUGGUAAAGAGCUAAUCAGGAUUUGUUGAAACAUACUGGUAAUAGGAGAGCUUUCAUUAACACAUACAGAAGUAAGUCUUAUUUUAUUCCAGUUGUAUAAAUCCCUCUGUCGUUGCAGUACCAGGAGCUAGCUUGCUUGUUGGCACAGUUGCAGAAUAUCAGUAUGCUUGUAUUGUGUUAAUACUGCAGCCAUGGAAAAAUCUGUUUUAUAAAGAGGGUAAUUCAGGGUUACUGUACAGUAUGUGUCUAACCUUCCAUGUCCUUUCUCUUUUUAUGUUCUUUUGCCUCUUAAACAAAAUAAAAUAUGAAAUCCAUUUUUAUGAAAAGCUGCUGUUCUGUCCUUCAAAAAAAACACUGCUUGUCCUCGUGACUUGGUGCUACUGGAUGGCUUACUGCGUUGAUUAAUUUGGUUUCUGUAUGUUUUUUCUGUGUUGAUUAUGUGUGCAUAUCAGAUGACUAGAGUGGCCCAGGCGUUACAGUACUACACUAGCCUGACUCAAGGCUUUGUUUUCCAAGCCACUAAACCCGCUGGGGCCCACGCUGCCUUCAAGGGGGGAUUGUGACCAGGAUCGUAGCCGCUGAACCUUCCAAGAUGGACACCUUGUCUCUUUUUUUUUUUUUUUUUUUUUUUUUUUUUUGACUUUGUUUGUUUUCUCUGACAUUGUCCCUUGUUUGCCACUUAGAAGAGCCUAUUGCAUAUUCAUUGUGUUGUUUUCAUUUUGUUUUUUUUUUGUUUUUUUUUUUUGUUUUGUUUGUUUUUUUUUCUGUUCCCAAUCCCCUCCCUUCCUCCCUUUCCUAAUCCAGUUGCACUCUUUUUGCAUACCUCUCAGUGCUGUCCAGGUUGGUGUCCAGUAAUGGAGGGAGAAUUGAACGGUAUACAGGCAGCUGUGACUGGCGAUUACAUCUCUCUCUCUCUCUCACUCUCUCACUCUCGCACUCACACCUGUCUCUCUCUCUCUCUCUCUCUCUCUCUCCUGUCUCUCUCGUGCUUCUGCAUUGAAAUGGUCACGGUUUCACUUUGACUGAAGGGUCCUUUACAAUACCCAGAAAUACAUUUUCAGUUUACUGAAAAGUGUGUGUGUGUGUGUGUGUGUGUAUGUACACACAUGUACAUGUGUGUGUGAAACUAUUGUAGAUCUUGUGAUUCCACUCUCAUGACCAGGCCUGAGGAAAUUAUAGUAGCAAUAGUAUGUAUUAAUAUUUGUCAUUUAAUUAAGGGAAUUCCAUAGAUUUUUUUUAAUUCAAUGGUUGAGAUGUAAACACACUCAUUCAGAGUGGUCUGAUGUGAAAUGAUUAUAGUGUAACUUGCCAACAAUUUUAUUUUUCUACUGGUGGUGAAAGAAAUCGGGGUCACCGUGUUUACAGCACAUAUGUAACUGUUUUAUUUCCAAAAUGGCCAUGGUAAAAUAGUGGUAAAAGUUUUUAUUUGAGUAUUAUUUUGUCUUAAACACCCUGCAUACACUCUUCUGCUCUAAAUGGGUUUUAAAUCCUUUUUAGACUAAGCCUGCAUAUUUGUAACAAUUUUUUUUGUUAUGACUUUCUGGGAGGUAGCUUAUAGAGCUCUUAAACUCAGACCUCUUGUUUCCUGUGACCACUACUGUGGACAAGUCUGACUCUUAACUGCUCCAUUCCAGAGACACUUGUCAUCAAACUGCUCUGAAUGACUAUGUUCUAACAGUUUAAUUAUGCAGAACUUAAGAAAAAUGAAAAAUCAAUGGAAUUCCCUUUUUGUUCUAGUCUGGGACUUGCUAAUGCUCAGAUCCAUUUAAGCUUUUUUUUUCUUCACCCACAUUAUUUUUUCAAGCCUCUCAAACACCAUUGCUUAAUUUUUGAAGAUCAUUAUCACUUAAAUCUUAAUGCAAUAAACAUGCAUAAAAUAUCUGUUUUACUGAAACUGGCUGAGUAACCUGUAGGGUUAAAAAAAACAAAACAAAACUUGUUUCUUUAGCAGGGACUUUUUUGGGGGGAAGGGAUUUUGGAAAGACACUUAAAAUGUUCUUUUCUUCUGUAUCUGAUGUUCUGUGUGCUAUUAGUGAUGCAGCCAACAUGAACGGUUGUCUUGUGUUGCACACCCUUUCCAACACUGCGACACGAUCGCCCCAGGGAGAAAAGCGCCCAUGCUUGAUAUCGUAUGGUUCAUGACCAUUAUGUUUCCAGUACAGGAAAGAUCCCUGAGGAGGCCAAGGCUCUGUCCCUUCUGGCACCUGCAACCCCGGUCACCAGCUUGAUGCCAGGUGGAGGACUGCUGCCCAUCCCAAGUCCCGCCCCACUUCAGAAUCUUGGUCUGCCACUGGCUAGCCGGGGGCCGAUUUCAGCUGGUCUGGACUCCUCAGUGGCAGCACUAAGUGUAAUCCCCUCCCAGCCUCCCAUCAUGGGCAACGUGGACCCCUCCAAAAUUGAUGAGAUCCGGAGAACCGUAUAUGUUGGCAAUCUUAAUUCUCAGACCACCACAGCAGAGCAGCUGCUGGAGUUUUUUAAGCAGGUUGGUGAAGUGAAGUUUGUGCGGAUGGCAGGAGAUGAGACACAGCCCACCCGUUUUGCAUUCGUAGAGUUUGCCAACCAAGAGUCUGUGGCAAGAGCACUCGCUUUCAAUGGAGUCAUGUUUGGAGAUAGACCUUUAAAGAUCAAUCAUUCCAACAAUGCCAUAGUGAAGCCUCCAGAGCUUACACCACAGGCUGCAGCUAAAGAGCUGGAAGAUGUGAUGAAGAGAGUGAGAGAGGCUCAGUCCACCAUUGCAGCAGCCAUUGAACCAGCAGAGAGCAAGAAACGCUCAUCCAGUAGAUCCAAGCCCUCCAGAAGGUCCCGAUCACUUUCACAUUCUCCCUCGCGUUCCUGUUCCCGCUUGCAACGAAAACGCUCCCGAUCUAGACACAGAGGACGGACAUCACAGAGGUCACGGCAAAGAACCAGCGGCUCGCAGAGUUUACACAAGAGACGCUCGCGAUCCAAAGACAAGAGACGCAGCCGUUCACGAUCGCGCUCAAGGGACAGACGGAAAGAUAAGGAUGGAAAGACAAGGAGAGGAGAUAACAGCAAAGACCGGAGAAGAGACAAGAAGGUCAGGACGCCUCCCAAAGGCUAUGGCCAGUCCCCUCGAUCCCGCAGCACUAGCAGAGGCAGUUAUAUAAAUUGCAGAGGUCACAGAAGGAGAAGCAGAACACACUCCAGAUCCCCAAAAAGAAAUGCAAGGUCUUCUUCACCAAAGAGAGGGAAGAAAGAGAGGAAGCGUGUGCGGGACAGCAGCAGGGAGUGGAGGGAGAGGUCAACGUCCAGGAGGAGGAGCAGCAGAGACUCUGACAGACAGGAGCACAAAGCCAAGACCACCAAAGCUGGAAAACAGUAUGAGGAGAGGGAUUAUGAGAGUGAAGCUGACGGUUCUGAUUCAGUCGCCAGUGAAGAUCGCUCUCCCCAGGCCCAUCACAAUGGUAGCUACAGCAGCACACACGGGGAGGAAGAGGAAUUCUCCACAACUGAGUGACCAAGCUAAAAUCUAUAUUGAGCUGACCCAGGAACAGCCAUGGUGACAGGGGUUCCAUCAUGUGUAACUGGCAGGUAAUUUGGGAAACGGGUCUUAGAACUGGUUAAAGAAGUGUAAUGUACUUUUCAUAAAUUUCCAUGUCCUUCUGCAUAGUGUUUUCUUAAGCUCAAGAGAUCAUGCUUCAGCUUCACCAGAAGCUCUUUUCUGCCAAGGUCAGCCUACUGUUUGUUAUAUGGUAACUCAUGAAAUAUGGACCUAAUGUGUGAUGCUAUGUAAGAGAUGCUUGGAUGUUAUGUUUUUUUGGGUUUUUUUAGUUCUUUUACACAUGUGCACAGUUACUUAUUUGUGUUAAUGUCUGUUUUUACAUUACUUAAAGAUGUGGAAACACUAUUGUAUGUUUUUCAACAUUUUAGUCUUGUGCCCUUUCUGCCCAUCGUACUAAAAUACAGAGCCAUAAAUACUGUGUAAGCCAGGGGUGCUCAUUUAAAAUCCUGGAGAUCUACCAGAGUUUACCUCUCAGCCCAGUCUAACACACAUGAUCUGGGUAAUAAAGGCCUUCAGGGCUUUAUUAGAGAAUAUUGAAUACUGAAUAUUAGAGCCAGGUGUACUGGAUCAGAACUCUCCAGGGUGGUAGCUUUUGGACCAGGAUUAGGCACCCCUGGUAUGAGCACACAUUUUUUGUUAUUGGUCAUUGUGGUUAACUAAGAAAAUGCUCUCAAAACAGAGUUUACUGACCAGAAAUGGGACUUCAGGGGACCUUUGUGAAAAAUGAUACAUAGCAUGUAAAAAGUGCCUGGAAAAUUGUAAGCAAAAUAUUAAAUAUAACAAUGGAAAAGAUAUAUCCAUUACAUUUGUCUCACAACUUACUGACAAAGCUGACAUGCUGUUUUCAGUUGUAUUUUUAAACCAUACUUUGCCAAAAACAAUGAUUAGAAGAUGA
This is a messenger RNA of Pygocentrus nattereri (red-bellied piranha), 4817 nucleotides long. It is a transcript of the gene srek1, whose product is annotated as splicing regulatory glutamine/lysine-rich protein 1. Gene Ontology annotation, cellular component: nucleoplasm. The record is from RefSeq and is a predicted model, not a curated record. Gene Ontology annotation, molecular function: RNA binding. The transcript is spliced from 11 exons. The coding region runs from base 2531 to 3877 and encodes 448 amino acids. NCBI's taxonomy places the organism in Eukaryota, Metazoa, Chordata, Actinopteri, Characiformes, Serrasalmidae.